Messenger RNA from Myxocyprinus asiaticus (Chinese sucker), 546 nucleotides. RefSeq names its product C-C motif chemokine 2-like. The transcript has 3 exons. Gene Ontology annotation, biological process: immune response; inflammatory response; positive regulation of ERK1 and ERK2 cascade. Gene Ontology annotation, cellular component: extracellular region. Bases 17 to 421 code for a protein of 134 amino acids. Gene Ontology annotation, molecular function: chemokine activity; CCR chemokine receptor binding. The record is from RefSeq and is a predicted model, not a curated record. Lineage: Eukaryota; Metazoa; Chordata; Actinopteri; Cypriniformes; Catostomidae.
AGUUUGGCCAUUCUACAUGAUCAAGGCGAUGCCGAUUCUCACCAUUUCUGUUUUUUGGGUUACUCUGGGGGCCUUCAGUGUGUUUGCUGAAGAUGGACCUCCAGUAAGUUGUUGUCUUAGUCUUGGACACACCAGACCACCUUUGAAAAGAGUAUUGGACUACAGAAAUCAAACUAAACCGAUGUGUCCCAUAGGAGCAGUUGUGGUUUGGAUGGUAUCUGGGAGAACACUGUGUUUGGAUCCUAACAGUGACUGGACAAAGAAGGCUAUUUUGAAGGUGGAUGAAGAGAAGAAAAGUAUAGUCAUUAAGAACAAAGAGCAGGAUCCUGAAAAAAAAGCAACAGCAGAGGGUAAAGGAGAAAGGCCUCCUCCAGUUACAGCAACCAACCUGCCAUUGAACAGCCGGUUGAAGAGAGAAUAAAUAAUUUUAGUAACACCAAGACAGAGGGGAUAUAAAGAGGAAUUAAAAGAUAACCACAGAAGCUCACAAGGGGAACAAAGGGAAAAGAUCAGGAUGAGGACCUGCAAAUGGAAAGGAAAAAGUGU